CUCGGUGGGUGUCGGUAUGAUAAGCGACCGCCGACUGUCAACCUCAACAUGUUAAUUAUCGACUCGGCAAAAAUAUAUAAAGAAACAGUGAACAUUACUUCAUUUGGUAGACUUCAGGGCAUAUAUAAAGUACUCUAGGAUCAAUAUGGCUCUUAAAGCAUUUGAUUUAGUGUCUGUUUUGGAAAGAGCUGAACUAAAGAUAGAAUGUCUGGAAGCAAGCGGAAACGACCUUUACUUAGGGUCUGAAGACAGCACUGUUGUUCAUUAUCUGGUGGAAGAACGUACACAUGAGGGCACUGGGAAGAUCGUUUACUCCACCAACAAGAUUAGUCAAAGAGCCUUGGCACAAAAAAGACUGUCACCCAACUGAAAACAGCCUCUGCCCUUGGUCGAUUGAUGGCUCUGAGCGAUGGGAACUUAUAUCUGUUGGAAUCUGAUGUUUUAAAUACCAUUGGCUCAGGCCCAAAAAUAAAGAAUGUUACUGUAUUUUGUGUCAAUGAAAACCCCAAUAUUAUGGAUCCAUUUACUGUCCAGCUAUGUGUGGGCAAGAGGAGAUGCAUACAGAUUUGUUCAUUACAUGAAGAUAGAGUGUCCCUGCUUAAAGAGCUUUCAACCCCAGAACCUGUCAACAUUGCAAUGGAUGGAAGCUAUGUCUGCAUUGCUGGUCAAGGCCAGUACUGUGUUUUUAAUGUUGACUCUGGAGCCAGCCAAGAUCUGUUCCCAUAUGAUCCUGCAACAACAUACCCUCAUGUAAAAAGAGUUGCAAAGGAGGAAUUUCUCUUGGCUGGACCAGGAAAUCUCGGAAUGUUUGUAACUGCAGCCGGCAUAUCGGAGCGGCCACCUAUUCAGUGGACAGAUGGAAUCAAAUCUCUCUCUUACUAUCACCCUUACAUCCUAACAAUCACAAAUCAGUUUAUUAGGGUUUACAGCUUGAUUGAUCAACAACACAAGCAGACACUGAAUUUUUCUGGAGGUGAAUUACUGGGCAACUUUGAUGGCCAGCUCUAUGUUGCUGCAAGUUCUUGCAUUUCUUGCCUUAUGCCACAACCAUGGACAAUGCAAGUUCAGACAUUAAUGGAUAGUGAAAGAGUAGAAGAAGCAGUACAGCUGGCAGAGCACAGUGGAGCCAUAGGAAUGAGCCAGGAGCAGUAUCAUCAGCUAUGUCGAACACUCCAUCAGAGAGCAGGAUUUAUUAAGUUAGUGCAGGGUUUCUAUUAUCAAGCACAGGAAUACUUUAUCAAGGGUGCAGUGGAUGUCAGAGAGGUGAUUAGCCUCUACCCUGGAUUGUUGCCAGCUACAGUCAGCUUUAUGAGAGCUCAGCCACCUUUGCAUCAGUUUGCUGAUGUUGCACAAGCUAUGCAUGGAGAUCAAACUAAGAUAGAUGAAGCCAAGUCAUUCCUUAUAAAUUUCCUUAUUCAUCUUCGUGGUUCAGGAGAACCCAUUACAUACAGAAUGGAAGUUGAUACUGCAAUUAUCAAGUUGCAAGCAGAGAAACAGUCACCAGAUCUGUUGUUAUUCCUGGAAAGUGGUGACAUUGUCUGUAAUUUGCCAGAGUGUGCUGAAUGGCUCCAAAAAUACAAACAAUAUUUUGCUCUGUCUAAGUUAUAUAGAGUGCUUGGUGAUUUAGAAAAGUCACUGGAAGUUCUCACUCAGCUUGUUCGAGAAGAAAUUAAGGAUUCAAACUUUGGUGGAAUUCAAGAUUUAGUAGAUUGUCUGAACUGUUCUGCAGAUGCUGGACUAGUGUGGCGCUAUGCAAACUUUAUUUUGGACCGAAAUGCAUCUGAGGGUGUCCGUGUCUUUAUGGAAACACAGGCACAAUUGGAUCCCUCCAAAGUUCUUCAGACUCUGCAAAGAUAUCCACAAGCAAGACUCACAUUCCUGCACCACCUUAUAGACACAAAGAACUUACAGGAGGAAAAAUACCAUACAGAAUUAGUCUUGCACUAUGUAGAUGAGGCAGUAAGACUCAUGAAUGAUAAAUCAGCCUCACCUGAAGAACUGGAGGAGGCAAGGAGUAAACUUCAGGACCUCUUGACCUCUUCAAGCCAUUACCAGCCACAGCCUGUUCUUACACGGAUGAAAGGCACUGAAUUACAUGUUGAAAUAGCUGCUGUCUAUGGGAGACUAGGAGAGCACGAAAAGGCUCUCUCAAUGUUAGUGCAUCAGCUGAAAGACUUCGCUGCUGCUGAACAAUACUGCAUUGCACAGAGUAAAGGAGCAAGCAACACAACCAAAUCAAACAUAUUUCUCAUACUUCUUAAGAUUUACCUCAGACCUCCACCUGGAGGCACAGAAGACGAUAUAGAACUUGCCCCAGCAAUCGAACUUUUGUCUGUCCACGCAGGUGACCUAGAAGUAUCAUCAGUAUUAUCUCUCCUCCCUCCUAAUUGGUCACUGAGCAUUGUGCACCAUUACUUGCGUGCAGCACUUAGGACCUCUAUGCACCAGAGCCGCAUUAAGAGGAUACAGCAGACAUUAGUGAAGAGUGAGAAUUUGCAGCAGAAAUUUAUACUGUACAAACUCUCCAGAGAUAUGGGCCCCAUCCCAUUAGCUGUGAACAGGAUCUGUUGUGUGUGCAAUCGAGGAUUCAACAUGUGUGAGUUCUUGAUCUACCCUAAUGGUGUAAUGGCUCACCCUGCCUGCGCUCCAAACCACAGUGUGUGUCCCCUCACAGGCACGGUCUUUCAGGUUUCACACGACAACUCAAGCAAGGAGAGGACCAGUAGUCAGCAUGCCAGAUAAUGAAUGAUGUAUGCAGUUAGAUGGGGUGUAAAGAUAAUGGUUGUGUGAUGUUAGGUGCGACAGCCUUUGUAAAUUAUUCUUAUUUUGUAAUUUAGCAAGCCUGUUGCUUUGUGAUAUUGUCUAUUUGCACUGCAGUAAGACUUGUUAAUCUGUAAUUGUUAGAAUUGUGAAUAAAUGUGAUAUGAGAGAUUCUAGUUUUUGGAUAUUAGAAUACUGAGGUUUGGUACACAUCUUUAUGUACAAAUGUCCAGGAUUUAUGAAGUACAUAGCAGUGUUAUUUUUGGCUAAGAAAGUACUCCAAUAAUUUCUUGUCUAUAGUACAAUUCUUUGGUAUGGCUGUCUUUGCACUUUUUCUUUGAUAUUCAAAAGGAUCUGUGAAACACUAAGGUAAAAUUGUUAUGUUCACUGCUGCAGAGAACUACUGAUUAUAACAUAGACACACAUCAGCACACUGACUAGCUAACUAUAACAUAAUUUUUUUUCUUUUACUGUCUCAUUGUCUCAUUUUCUGCCUUGUUUAUUAUCAUGGUCUCAUACAUUGAUUUUUUUUAUGAUUAUUUUUUAUAAUUACUAGAUAUCCUCUAGUGUUAAACUGAAUAGCUUAAGUGAAUAGGCAAGUAUGUCCACUUAUUUUGACACUCACAGUGCUAAUUAGGUAGUAGUAUUAGAUUAGGAUCCCUUUUCUCUACAUCAUCAUUAGCAACUAUAUCUGCAUCUUAAGGAGGCAGAGCAAAGUGCCUGUAUGUGCUCACAUAGCAUAUUGCAAGGCUGUAGCAAGUCUUUUUUUAGAGGAUGAAGAUAGAUCUAGGCCAUGUGAAUUUUCCUCCCUUCAAAUUAAAUCUCAUUUUAUCACAAUCCUUUCACCAUCCAGCCUCAUUCCUAUUUUGAAAGUGACAAAUACCCCAUUGACCUAACCAGUUCAGUUUCUUCUAGCCAGAGUUAUAAAGUGUAAGAAGAGUAAACACUUGGAAGUAUUUCAGUAUAACAUGGACACAAUGCAUAUUGUUUUUAUCAACCAGUUCUCAUUUGUGUCUUGAAAUUUUGUAAUAUGUAUCAGAUAGAAAUGGUUUUAGGUAAUGAUAAGCAAAUACUUUUGUUAUGACCAUACUUCACUUCAGUUAAUUGCAAUUUAGAGCAAAGCAGGUAAUAAAUAUUGCAUCAUAAUAGUAAUUCAGGUUAUAAGAUGAAAUCUUUGUAUUACCUUCUCAGAUAAAGAAAUAUUUUUAUCUGCUGCUUUAUUUUUGAAAUAGUGACUCUUGUCUAUCAGCUUCCCCAUGGCAGAUUUUCCUUGCAAGUAUUUUUGGAUGCAGAAUUCACUAAGAGGUGCAAACUCCUUGUAAAUUAUUGGCAUUGUCUAUACUUGCUAUUAUUCAUUGCUGGUCAUUCCUGCAUGGAAUUCAGUGAUAGUUUUGGUUGCUAUGCAAUAUCUUGUAAGGUGUUACUUUGUCCUUUAUACUAAUAUGACAUGGGUUUUUUGUUAUUUAUAAAAAAAAAUAUGUAAGCAUACAAUAUUCUGUUGCUGAAAAAUGUGCAACAGAGGUAGUGAAUAAGUUAAUUCUUAAAUUGGAGGAACAAUAAUAUUUGUUUUAUAUACAGUACAACAUUUUUCAUUAGAAAAAAAUAAAGUUAGAAAGUUACCAUAACAAAAUGCAAUGAAGGAUGCCCAAAGGAUUGUGAUUUGUAACACAACAUAAUAAUAUAGUGUUAUGACAAUAUGAAUAGGAAUUAUUCCAUAGUUUCUGUUAUGUAGGUAAUAUAAACAACAUAAAAUGUCUAGUCAUUACUCAGAUUUUUUAUGAAAUUACAGAACUUGUUUUAUCAGUAGCUAAAUCAAUUCAGUAAGGAUCUGCAUUGUCAUUGUUACAAAGAAACAGAGAUUUGAUUUCUCUUUAUGCUGCAUUAUGUAAAGAUUAUUAUGUCAAAUAUAUUGAUGUGUUGAAUAAGAUAAUGUACAUAAAUUCCCACUGAUAAAGCAGCACUUGCAGCGAAAGCUACUGUAUACAUAUCAUUGAGUGUGUCAGUAGUAGUGAUAGUUAUGUACCAGAAGUUCUUGAAAUGUAUAAAUGAUUAGUGUGAAUUAUUAUUAUCAUUAUUGCCACUGUAAGAGUAUGGAUACUGGAUAUAAGUGAAUACCUCCUAAAUUGAAUAUUCCUGGCUAAGACAAUAUGGUUAUGUAAAUGUUAUUUGAACCUCUUCUUGUUAAAUGUCCAAACUUUCAAAAAAAUUAUAUCAUAAAUCCUUG
Molecule: messenger RNA, 4984 nt
Organism: Penaeus monodon (black tiger shrimp)
Lineage: Eukaryota; Metazoa; Arthropoda; Malacostraca; Decapoda; Penaeidae
Product: transforming growth factor-beta receptor-associated protein 1-like
Exons: 17
Coding region: 397-2742 (781 amino acids)
Biological process (GO): endosomal vesicle fusion; autophagy; vesicle-mediated transport
Cellular component (GO): cytoplasm; membrane
Source: RefSeq, a predicted model, not a curated record